Miscanthus lutarioriparius is the source of this 1344-nucleotide messenger RNA. NCBI's taxonomy places the organism in Eukaryota, Viridiplantae, Streptophyta, Magnoliopsida, Poales, Poaceae. The record is from the annotation of a GenBank genome assembly.
AUGGAUGAGGAGUACGACGUGAUCGUGUUGGGGACGGGGCUCAAGGAGUGCAUCAUCAGCGGCCUCCUCUCCGUCGAUGGCCUCAAGGUUCUUCACAUGGAUAGGAAUGAUUACUAUGGAGGAGAAUCUUCAUCCCUGAAUCUGACUAAGCUUUGGAAGAGAUUCAAAGGCAAUGACAGCCCUCCUGAGCAUCUGGGUGUGAGCAAAGAAUACAAUGUUGACAUGGUACCCAAGUUUAUGAUGGCAAAUGGUGCGUUGGUUCGUGUUCUGAUCCACACCAGUGUCACAAAGUAUCUAAACUUCAAGGCUGUUGAUGGAAGUUUUGUAUACAAUAAUGGGAAGAUUCACAAAGUCCCUGCAACCGAUGUUGAAGCUUUGAAAUCUAACCUGAUGGGUCUAUUUGAGAAGCGUCGUGCUCGCAAGUUCUUCAUAUAUGUGCAGGAUUACGAGGAGGAUGACCCAAAAUCUCACGAGGGCCUGGAUUUGAACAAGGUCACCACCAAAGAAGUCAUCUCCAAAUAUGGAUUGGAGGAUGAUACAGUUGACUUUAUCGGGCAUGCAUUAGCGCUUCACCGGAAUGAUAGCUACCUGGAUGAGCCUGCAAUUGACACUGUCAAGAGAAUGAAGCUUUAUGCAGAAUCACUUGCACGCUUUCAAGGAGGGUCCCCUUACAUCUACCCUCUAUAUGGUCUGGGAGAACUCCCUCAGGCUUUUGCCCGUUUGAGCGCUGUUUAUGGUGGCACGUACAUGUUGAACAAGCCAGAAUGCAAGGUUGAGUUUGAUGAGAGUGGAAAAGCAUAUGGAGUCACUUCCGAAGGGGAGACCGCAAAAUGCAAGAAGAUUGUUUGUGAUCCUUCAUAUUUGCCUGAAAAGGUGAAGAAGGUUGGAAGGGUGGCCCGUGCGAUAUGUAUUAUGAAGCAUCCAAUCCCUGACACCAAGGAUUCACACUCCGUGCAGAUCAUCCUCCCAAAGAAGCAGUUAAAGCGCAAAUCAGACAUGUAUGUGUUCUGCUGCUCUUAUGCUCACAAUGUUGCACCGAAAGGCAAGUUCAUUGCUUUUGUUUCGACUGAAGCUGAGACUGACAAGCCCGAGAUCGAGUUGAAGCCUGGGAUCGAUCUGCUUGGCCCUGUAGAGGAGACAUUCUUUGACAUCUAUGACAGAUAUGAACCCAUUAACAAUCCAGAGGAGGAUAGUUGUUUCUUGACAAAUAGCUACGACUCAACCACUCAUUUUGAGACAACGGUGAAGGAUGUACUCGCCUUGUACAACAAGAUCACUGGAAAGGAGCUCGAUCUUUCCGUCGAUUUGAAUGCUGCUAGUGCUACUGAGCAAGAAGCUGCUUGA